AUGCGGUUCGAGUCCCAUCAGGGCGAGGUGGGAGGCCGGGUGGCGUUGAGUCAGAUCCUUUUCUCAUCUCGUCGAGCUGUGGAGCAGCAAAACCACAAAACAACAUUCACUCACAUUUACACACGCCUCUGGCCACGUUUAACUUUGGCAGGGCGUUUGGCAGUCAAGUGGACAGACCCUGUGCCCCUGGAAGACCUUCGAGAGUGGGUGAACUGCAGUGCAAAGACACAAACUUACCGGUUGGCAGCUGAACUGUUGAUAGUUGUGCUAACAGCUUCUUUCAACACAACCACAACCACAAAGAGAAACGCACAAAGAGACACACUCACACCUUGUAAACGGAUCGUCAGGAUGGACGUCGGAAUGGCAGGAAUGCAGGCAGAUGAAGCAGAUCAAGAGUCCGUCAGACUUUGUACACUUCUACUUACGCAGCAAGCCACACCAGUUCGUCUCGUGGCAGCAGCGAAAGUUGUAAUUUUGCGCCAAAAGUGGGCCAUUCUCCUGCGCAUAAAUCGCGACUGUGUCCAUGCUAAGUCUGCUCUCCAACAAGAGGUUGCGAAGGAAAUUGCUCAUCCCAGCUCGUCUGUUAGUGGCGUUGUAAUGGGAGAAAGUUGA
Molecule: messenger RNA, 615 nt
Organism: Protopolystoma xenopodis
Lineage: Eukaryota; Metazoa; Platyhelminthes; Monogenea; Polystomatidea; Polystomatidae
Source: the annotation of a GenBank genome assembly